Desarmillaria tabescens is the source of this 1696-nucleotide messenger RNA. RefSeq names its product alcohol oxidase. Gene Ontology annotation, molecular function: flavin adenine dinucleotide binding; oxidoreductase activity, acting on CH-OH group of donors. The transcript has 11 exons. The annotation marks the transcript as partial. The record is from RefSeq and is a predicted model, not a curated record. NCBI's taxonomy places the organism in Eukaryota, Fungi, Basidiomycota, Agaricomycetes, Agaricales, Physalacriaceae.
CCAUGGAUGCUAUUUUCCUUACCCUCCUCAUAUUAUGUUCAAGCGCGCUUGGUGCCAUAUACGAGAGGUUCGAAGAUCUUCCUACUCAGAAUUAUGACUUCAUUAUCAUCGGAGGUGGAACUGCGGGGAAUGUUCUUGCAAACCGUUUGACAGAGGAUGAUCACGUCUCCGUGCUCGUACUUGAAGCUGGCAGAUCGACGGCUGAUGUUCUCCUCUCUGAGGUUCCGUUCUUUUGCCUUGACAUAACUCCCGGAACCCCCUGGGAAUGGAAUUUUACCACAACUGAACAACCAGGAUUGAAUGGACGUUCUGUUCCGUUUCCUAGAGGAUUUGGAUUGGGAGGGAGUAGUGCAGUCAAUUAUAUGUUCUACACACGUGGUUCGUCUCAAGAUUACGAUCGUUAUGCGCAGAUCAGUGGCGACCCUGGUUGGGGAUGGGAGGCUUUGCAGCCGUACAUUCAAAAGAAUGAACGCUUUGUCCCCUCUAGCGAUCACCACAACACCACUGGUCAGUUCAAUCCUGCGGUCCAUGGCUUCAACGGCAUCAACUCGGUGUCUCUCCCUGGAGUCCAGCGAGCUACGGAUAGCCGCGUCAUUCAAACUACGUCGGAGCUUCUGGACGAUUAUCCAUUCAAUUUGGAUUACAAUUCCGGGUACCAAUUAGGAAUUGGAUGGACUCAAUACACAAUUGGAAAUGGGACUCGAAGCAGCUCACAGACAUCUUAUCUUGGACCCAUGUAUAUCGGACGGCCAAAUUUGCAUGUCCUGACCCAUGCCUACGAUGCAGGAGCAACUAUGCAUACCCUGGUACCAGCUGGUCUCAAAGAACUCAUUCUCUCUGCCGGAUCUGUAGGCACCCCGCACAUCCUUCUCCACUCUGGCAUCGGCGACAAAACCGAACUAAAAGCUAUAGGGAUCACACCGACGCUUCAUCUUCCCGACGUUGGAAAGAAUUUGACAGACCAUACCGUAUUGACCAUCAGCUUCUUCGUUAACGACACGGACACUAUCGAGAACAUCUAUUUCAGAAAUGCGACAUUUCAAGCAGAGGCCUUAGCAGAGUGGCGAGCGAACCGAACUGGCUUUUUAUCAACGGGAAUAUCAAACCAGGUAGGGUUCCUCCGUGUUCCUGAAGAAGCUGGUAUAUUGGACGGAGAUCCAUGCGCGGGAAAUGAGACCGCGCACUACGAAUUUAUUUUCGGGAAUGGCAUCCUCUUGGAUCCUCCUCCUCCAGGAAACUUCUUUUCUAUCGGCAUCGCAGAUAUAUGCCCUCUAUCCCGCGGGAAUAUCACAGUUAACAGUACGAACCCUAUGGAUCCGCCACUCAUCAAUCCAAACUAUUUCUCGCAUGCUCAAGAUCUUGCUAUUAUGCAAUAUGCUGCCGAGAGUGCGAAGAAGUUUGUUACUGCUGCGGUAUGGGACGGCUACAUACUUGGCGUCACUGCGAAUACUACCGAAAAUGAUAUCCGGAAUGGUGCUAGCAGCGUAUUCCAUCCUGUGGGUACCGCCAGUAUGUCACCCGCCGGUGCCAAUUGGGGCGUAGUAAACCCGGAUUUGAAGUUGAAGGGCGCGAAGGGAGUGAGAAUUGUAGAUGCUUCAAUUUUGCCACUCAUACCCGCGGCUCAUACUCAGGUUCCGGUAUAUCUAAUCGCAGAGAGGGCUGCCGAUUUAAUCAAAGCAGAUAUAUAAUGUUUGUC